Messenger RNA from Orycteropus afer afer, 666 nucleotides. RefSeq names its product N-acetyltransferase 14 (putative) (gene NAT14). The record is from RefSeq and is a predicted model, not a curated record. Gene Ontology annotation, molecular function: N-acetyltransferase activity. NCBI's taxonomy places the organism in Eukaryota, Metazoa, Chordata, Mammalia, Tubulidentata, Orycteropodidae.
GCACGCCUGCUCGCUCGGGGGCGCGGGGCCCGGCCCGGGGCGGCCAUGGCCCCCGGCCACCUGUCGGUGCGGGAGAUGCGGGAGGACGAGAGGCCAAUGGUGCUGGAGAUGCUCAAGGCCGGCGUGAAGGACACGGAGAACCGCGUGGCCCUGCACGCGCUGACGCGGCCCCCUGCUCUGCUCCUCCUGGCAGCGGCCAGCAGCGGCCUGCGGUUCGUGCUGGCCUCCUUCGCACUGGCCCUCCUCCUGCCCGUGUUCCUGGCCGUGGCUGCCGUGAAGCUGGGCCUCAGGGCCCGGUGGGGCUCGCUGCCUCCCCCGGGUGGCCUGGGGGGGCCCUGGGUGGCCGUGCGCGGCUCGGGUGACGUGUGUGGCGUCCUGGCCCUGGCGCCCGGCACAAACGCAGGGGAUGGGGCCCGGGUCACCCGCCUCUCCGUUUCUCGCUGGCACCGCCGCCGCGGCGUGGGCAGGAGGCUGCUGGCCUUCGCCGAGGCCCGGGCCCGCGCCUGGGCAGGGGGCAUGGGCGAGCCGCGGGCCCGGCUUGUAGUCCCGGUGGCCGUGGCCGCCUGGGGGGUGGCGGGGAUGCUGGAGGGCUGUGGGUACCAGGCUGAGGGCGGCUGGGGCUGCAUGGGUUACCCACUAGUGCGGGAGUUCAGCAAGGACCUGUGA